Molecule: messenger RNA, 471 nt
Organism: Stylophora pistillata
Lineage: Eukaryota; Metazoa; Cnidaria; Anthozoa; Scleractinia; Pocilloporidae
Source: RefSeq, a predicted model, not a curated record
AUGUUGGACAGGGGAAGUAAGACAAAACAGUUUAUACAACUUGGUAUUACAGAUGCUAUAUACAAAUAUCAAACCUCAUGGAUAGCGGCUCAAGUAAAAUGCAUUACGCAGGGUGGUGGUGGUGGCGGGUUUUACUCAAGUGGAAGAAGUGGAGAGAAUUUUAAUGGAAUAAAAGGAUGGGGUGGAGAAGGUGGUAAGGGAUUUAAUCAGGGAGGGGUGGGUGGAAAACCCGGGUUUAACCAUGUCGAUGGUGGGUUUGGUGGAGGUGGUGGAGGUUAUGGAAGAGGAAAAAGGCAAAAAGAAGGAGGAGGAGGAGGAGGAGGAGGAUAUUCUGGAGGGAGCAGUGGAAAAGGGACUCCUGAUUCCUGUGGGGGCGGGGGAGGCUCUUACAACAAGGGAAACAACCAGGACAAUGAAUGUUGUUUUAACAACGCUGGUCAUGGGCAAGUGACUAUUACGUUCCUGGAGUAA